Mycena citricolor is the source of this 239-nucleotide messenger RNA. The record is from the annotation of a GenBank genome assembly. Lineage: Eukaryota; Fungi; Basidiomycota; Agaricomycetes; Agaricales; Mycenaceae.
CUUUGCGCGCAACGGCUUCAAGACAUACAUGCCGGAUCUGUUCGCCGGGGACUCCAUCGGCGCCGAUGCCAUGAGCGUGCGUGCCUCCCACACCCUCCUCCUCCUCCUCCUCCUCCACCCCGCACCCGCCCGCCUGACCGAUCCCCGCACCCGCAGACCGGCAAAUUCAACCUCGCCGAGUGGUUCCCGAACCACACCCAGGAGAAGACGCGCCCCAUCAUCGACACGUUCAUCGCCGC